Messenger RNA from Diplodia corticola, 1626 nucleotides. RefSeq names its product forkhead domain-containing protein. Gene Ontology annotation, biological process: regulation of transcription by RNA polymerase II. The record is from RefSeq and is a predicted model, not a curated record. Gene Ontology annotation, molecular function: DNA-binding transcription factor activity, RNA polymerase II-specific; RNA polymerase II cis-regulatory region sequence-specific DNA binding. Bases 1 to 1626 code for a protein of 541 amino acids. The transcript has 2 exons. NCBI's taxonomy places the organism in Eukaryota, Fungi, Ascomycota, Dothideomycetes, Botryosphaeriales, Botryosphaeriaceae.
AUGACAGUUCCGGACUCCCCUCGCCAGCUUCGGCCGGAGCAAUUUCAGAUGCCCUUUAGGAGUGACACGUCCAGAUCCUCUUUCCUCUCGCACGUUUCCGUCCGCCAAACCUCGCCUUCUGCCAUGCCGUCGUCAGCCUUGUUGGUUCCCCUCAAGCAGGAGAAUGCUCCGCCGCAGCCAUUCGAGGACCAUGAGCAGCUCUUCAGAAACCCCUCAUCGGGUGCCUCGGACACCUCGCUCAUGGACUACGACUACCCGUGCCAGCACCCUGACUUCUCCAAUUACCAGCCCGCCGCAGCAUCGCGUCCGCCCGCGCCGCCCGACGCCCUCGGCUAUGCGCCGCAGCUGCAGUAUCCAUACCCCGAGUGCCACUAUGUCUCGCCUGAGCAUGAUCCGACCUGUCCCCGGACUCUCUCCAACUUGGGCUCGGGGCAGCUGUCCGACAUCUGCUUUCCGCCCGGCUAUCAGUUUCCCGGCCAACAGCAAGGCUUCUGCUUCCCCAGUCACGGCUACCAGAUGGAAUUCGCCGGCAGGAGUCAGUCCCCGCCCGCCGACACUGGCUUCUAUCCGACGCCCCCUUCGCAUGGACUGCCUUUCCGCAACACCCCAGACUACCAUCUGAAGCAAGACUUUGGUCAGGCGCUCUAUGACGACCGCAGCUGCCUUGAAAACGAGCAGGACGACAGGACCGAUGACAAGAACGAGCCGUACGCGAAGCUCAUCUACCGAGCGCUCAUGGAGAGGCCGGACCAUACGAUGGUGUUACGCGACAUCUAUGACUGGUUCAAGCGCUACACGGACAAGCCCAAAGAGAGCAACACCAAAGGAUGGCAGAACAGCAUCCGGCACAACCUCUCGAUGAAUGGCGCCUUUCAGAAGGUUGAGCAGCCGGCCGGGGAGGAUUCGAAGAAGACCAACAUGUGGUGUCUCACCAGCGAAGCGAUUCGCGAGGGCGUCAAGUCGACGACACGUUAUCGCAAGAAGGAGCAGCACAAACGGGGCUCGAAGCAUUCUCACAACCCCAACCAUCGCCCAUCCGCCCAGAGACAGGCCGCCGGGGCGAGGGGCGGUGACGCAACGAAACGGUCUACCGAAAGACGGCAGGUGCAGCAGCGACAGCAGUCUGAGCAGGACCUGUUUGAACAAGGGCUCGGUAUCGUCUGCGACGCGUCGCUGAAUCCAGAAGACGAAGCCUGCUCGAACCCAUACAUGCUGGCCCCGAUCCAUGAAGGGCCGCACGCACCUUACGUCUAUCCCCUGCGCGAUUACAUGCAACACGACCUCGGGCAGUCGGAGGCUUCAGAAUCGAGGUGCACAUCACUUUCGCCUGCUGCUCUCACCCCUUACCAGUCGUUCCCUCAGAGUCCGAUGCAAGAUCAAAGCUGGGGCUGCAAUACCAUGUCAGACGUGCCAUCGCUGUUUGCCCCCACUACCGGCUUCUUCGCCGGGGGUCAGCUUGGUAAUGGGUGCGUGGGCCUUACACCCUCCCAUACCCCAUCGCCGUCUGACGGGGGUGACCCCCCCACUCCAGCCAACAACCCAGGAGGCUUGGACAUAGACCCUGAGGGCCACUUGAUGCCGCCUCCACCCACGACUUUCUUCGAGGUGGAGGGUGCUAUGAUGUAG